Vicugna pacos (alpaca) is the source of this 3734-nucleotide messenger RNA. RefSeq names its product solute carrier family 7 member 14 (gene SLC7A14). Lineage: Eukaryota; Metazoa; Chordata; Mammalia; Artiodactyla; Camelidae. Gene Ontology annotation, molecular function: amino acid transmembrane transporter activity. The record is from RefSeq and is a predicted model, not a curated record. Gene Ontology annotation, cellular component: plasma membrane. Gene Ontology annotation, biological process: amino acid transport; transmembrane transport.
GGCAGAGGCUGUGGGUUCUGCAGAGUUCUGCCUGGUCCCUUCCCAGGACAGAGAACUGCCCCCAUCUCUUGCUCCUCAGUCUCAGCCUGAGAUACUGGAAGCGGCACCUGGAGGCUCAGUAGGGCAGGGAGUUGACAGUGGCAGAUAGAGAGAGGUGUGUGUGUGUGUGUGUGUGUGUGUGUGUGUGUGUGUGUGUGUGUGUGUGUGUUGGGGGUGAGGGGUGGGGGCGUCUGGUGAGAGGCUUAAGCUAGAUAAUGUAAGGGGUUGGGCAGCUCACGUGAUUCCAGGAAGGCGGAGACAGGCUAGCUGGAGGGACGACUGACAGGCCGCUAGGAGGGGUGCAGGAUAGGGGGGGCAAUCUGAAUAAUUGAGGAGCUGUUCGGCAGCAGCGGCUGCCUCCUGCCUUCCUUUACCACCACCACUCCGCAUCAUAGUGGGAGAGACAGAGCCUGGCGCUGUAAGUGCGGACCGGCCACCAGUCCCAGCAGCCAGUUCAUCACCUUCAGCCCUCUGACAUUCAUGCCCAGGAGAAGACUACUUUCAGUUCCUCUGGACCUUUCCUAAAAGGGAGCUCUCUGCUCACUAGAUGAGUUCCAGAAGCAUCCACUAAGGCUCCCAUCGCCCUCUUCCAUCAGUUGGCCUUCACCACAACCCACAUCGCUCAGGAUGAGUGGCUUCCUCGCGUCGCUGGACCCCCGGAGAGUGCAGUGGGGGGCCGCCUGGUAUGCCAUGCACUCCAGGAUCCUGCGCACCAAACCGGUGGAAUCCAUGCUGGAGGGGACUGGGGCCACCACAGCACAUGGCACCAAGCUAGCCCAGGUGCUCACCACCGUGGACCUCAUCUCUCUUGGCGUUGGUAGCUGUGUGGGCACUGGGAUGUACGUGGUGUCCGGCCUGGUGGCCAAGGAAAUGGCAGGACCUGGCGUCAUUGUGUCCUUCAUCAUCGCAGCCGUUGCGUCCAUAUUAUCAGGCGUCUGCUAUGCAGAGUUCGGAGUCCGCGUCCCCAAGACCACCGGGUCGGCCUACACCUACAGCUACGUCACUGUGGGGGAAUUCGUGGCAUUCUUCAUUGGCUGGAACCUCAUCCUGGAGUACCUGAUUGGCACUGCGGCAGGCGCCAGUGCUCUGAGCAGCAUGUUUGACUCCCUGACCAACCACACCAUCAGCCACUGGAUGGUGGACAGUGUGGGAACCCUCAACGGCCUGGGGAAAGGAGAGCAGUCAUACCCGGACCUUCUGGCUCUGGUGAUCGCGAUUGUCGUCACCAUCAUUGUCGCACUGGGGGUGAAGAAUUCUGUGGGCUUCAACAAUGUGCUCAACGUGCUGAACCUGGCCGUGUGGGUGUUCAUCAUGAUUGCAGGCUUCUUCUUCAUCAGUGGGAAGCACUGGGCUGGAGGCCAGUUCUUGCCCCACGGCUGGUCAGGGGUGAUGCAAGGAGCAGCCACAUGUUUCUAUGCUUUCAUUGGCUUUGACAUCAUUGCCACCACCGGAGAGGAGGCCAAGAAUCCCAACACAUCCAUCCCGUACGCUAUCACCGCCUCCCUCAUCAUCUGCCUGACAGCCUAUGUGUCCGUGAGCAUGAUCUUAACUCUGAUGGUGCCAUAUUACGCCAUUGACACAGAAUCCCCACUCAUGGAGAUGUUUGUGGCUCACGGGUUCUAUGCUGCAAAAUUCGUAGUGGCCAUCGGGUCAGUUGCAGGACUGACAGUCAGCUUGCUGGGCUCCCUCUUCCCAAUGCCGAGGGUCAUUUAUGCCAUGGCUGGUGAUGGGCUCCUUUUCAGGUUCCUGGCUCAUGUGAGCUCCUACACAGAGACCCCAGUGGUGGCCUGCAUCGUGUCAGGGUUCCUGGCAGCCCUUCUCUCCCUAUUAGUCAGCCUGAGAGACUUGAUUGAGAUGAUGUCCAUCGGCACUCUCCUCGCCUACACUUUGGUCUCUGUCUGCGUCUUGCUCCUUCGAUACCAACCAGAGAGUGACAUUGAUGGCUUUGUCAAGUUCUUGUCUGAGGAGCACACAAAGAAGAAGGAGGGCAUUCUGGCUGACUGUGAGAAGGAAGUUUGUUCUCCUGUGAGUGAAGGGGAAGAAUUUUCCGGCCCAGCCACCAACACAUGUGGAGCCAAGAACUUACCAUCUUUGGGAGACAAUGAGAUGCUCAUCGGGAAAUCAGACAAAUCAACCUACAACGUCAACCACCCCAACUACGGCACCGUGGACAUGACCACAGGCAUAGAAGCUGACGAAUCUGAAAAUAUUUAUCUCAUCAAGUUAAAGAAGCUUAUUGGGCCCCGUUACUACACCAUGAGGAUUCGGCUGGGCCUUCCAGGCAAGAUGGACCGGCCCACAGCAGCCACGGGGCACACAGUGACUGUCUGUGUGCUCCUGCUCUUCAUCCUCAUGUUCAUCUUCUGCUCCUUCAUCAUCUUUGGUUCCGACUACAUCUCAGAGAAGAGCUGGUGGGCCAUCCUUCUGGUUGUUCUGAUGGUGCUGCUGAUCAGCGCUCUGGUGUUUGUGAUCCUGCAGCAGCCAGAGAACCCCAAGAAGCUGCCCUACAUGGCCCCUUGUCUCCCCUUUGUGCCUGCCUUUGCCAUGCUGGUGAACAUAUAUCUCAUGCUAAAGCUCUCCACCAUCACAUGGAUCCGGUUUGCAGUCUGGUGCUUUGUGGGUAUGCUCAUUUAUUUUGGAUACGGCAUCUGGAACAGCACCCUGGAAAUCAGCGCCCGAGAAGCAGCCCUGCACCAAAGCAUGUACCAGCGCUACGACGUGGACGACCCCUUCUCGGUGGAGGAGGGUUUCUCCUACGCCACAGAGGGCGAGAGCCAGGAGAACUGGGGCGGGCCAGCGGAAGACAAAGGCUUCUAUUACCAGCAAAUGUCAGAUGCGCAGGCAAACACCCGGACAAGCAGCAAAGCGAAGAGCAAAAGCAAACACAGACAGAACUCAGAGGCCCUGAUUGCAAACGAUGAGUUAGAUUACUCUCCAGAGUAGGCGGGAACAUGCAAGAAAUGUAGAAAUGAUGAUGAUUUAUUUUCAGUAACUUAACCUGUGGGCUAGAAGGUGGAAACUUCUUGGGCUCUCAUUUCAAAAAUCCAGCCGUCCCCGAAGUUAGUCCCCAGUCAUAGCCUGUCAUUUGCCACCUCUGCUCUUCAGGACAGUUCUGUCGAAGGGUUUAACCAGGGUCCCAUACUGGUCCCCUUGUUAAAAAAAAUUAAACAAGAAGCUACAAGAAAUUCUAUCUUAGGUGCAACCAUCAGAGCUGAUGGCAGCAAAUGUUUCCCAGGCCUUUGCUUUGCUGGUUGAAUCUUUUUGGCUUCUUACUAUGACCCCAAGAAGCAGGGUCUUGGGCCACACUGAGGCUGCAGCUACUCCUGGAGUUGUGCCGAAGCAGGUGGGGGGUGGGCACAAGGCAGCAUUUCAACCACCUGAGACCAUGAGGGCACAGCUCUAUUCUCAGUAUGCUAGGCUGAGAGUCAUUCCCCAAAGCCAGGUGGCAUUUGGCACUUCCUCAGCUAAGCAGGCAACAUUUUGUCCUGAAAUCUCACAAAAACAAAUUCAAUGAGAUGCAUACUUCUUUUUAUGCGCCAAGGUUCUCACGGGUCACCAAACCAGAACUUUAGGAUGUGGCAAAGGUCAGGGACUCUGAGACCAGGACCCUAAAGAUUUCAGACUCACUGUAAAGCAGUCAUGCAGACCCAAUAAUAUGGUAAGAAGCACCAUCAACGCUCUACCUAAAUGCCCAG